Messenger RNA from Bursaphelenchus okinawaensis, 2221 nucleotides. The record is from the annotation of a GenBank genome assembly. Lineage: Eukaryota; Metazoa; Nematoda; Chromadorea; Rhabditida; Aphelenchoididae.
AUGUCUUCAGUUGGGCGAGCGAAACUUGUUCAAUAUCAGAGCUUUGGAUAUUUGAAGCAGCAUAAUGUUGAUACAUUUGCUGUUAGUUUGAGGUGCAAAAUAAAGGAUGAAUGUGUUUUAUUUGAUCACGAUGAUAUUCACGAGCUCGGAACAACAGUCGAUAAUGUCAUUGGAGUCACAUUUUUCAAUGAACGAAUAGAUCUGUUAACUGUUGAAGAGGUAAGGCGACUAUUAUAGGUUACUUUGCUUUCUUAAGGACUUCGGGAAUGCUAAUUAUCUUGGACUUGCUGCAGUGGCUGUAGCUGUUUAUUGCGACCCAGACGAAGCUUUUUUGAAGUUGCUCAGACGUUUUGUAUAUCUACAGUCAUACACGCCUUAUAUUAUAAUUCUAUUGCCAUCGUGUAUACAUGAUGUUGCUGGAUGUAGCACUUCUUCAAUCUGGGAUUCGUGGAGGUUAAUACGAAAGGAGUUAUUCAAUGCUUGCUACGACAAAUUGGGUGUUGGAUUGCUUUGUUCUGGACGCUUUGAUUCUGACUUCAUUGACGAGUCUUUGUUGGAGAGAUGGAAAGGGGAACCCGUAAGUCAUAUCUGGUUUAUUUCUACGUGUUUAGUUGAAACUCGUUGCCAAUACUGUUCUGGAAGAUGGCAGUAAAUUCGAACACCUUUUGAACGUUUUGAGGCUGUACAUAUCGCCCGAAUGUGAAUAUGUCGUGCCUUAUAUCAACCAAAAUGGUAACGAAUUAGUCGAUAUUACCAAACUUCAACAACUGGCCCAACUUUUUGUUCAAAAUAGUCGCAAGAUACCUGUUAUAAACAACGCUUACUUUGAAGACUUUCCACAACGACCUUUGAAACCGACAGAAGAUGAUCUGUCGGCUUCGGUUUACUCUACUUUUGAAACUAUUACUUCAAAGUACAGACUAUAUGAAAGUGCUGUGAUUGAAGCUAUAAUGGAUUGGCAACAACAUGACAAGAACAGAAACAAGAAAUUUGUGGUUCUACUGGUCGGAGCUGGGAGAGGUGGAUUGAUAGAAAGCAUUCUGAAGGCGUUACAGAAAACAAAGCAACAGAGAGUUACUGUUCUUGCUGUGGAGAAGAACAAGUUUGCAUAUCAGACGCUACAGAAGAAGAAUAUCAACAGGUAAAUUAUAGCGUCGAGUAUUUUUAUAUUUUAGGUGGAACAAUCUGGUCAAACUGAUCAACACUGAUCUCCGUGAUCAUACUCAAAUCAAGGCUGCUCUGAACGCACGAUCUCCGAAUAUGGUUGUAUCAGAACUGCUGGGCUCUUUUGCUUGUAAUGAAGUUGGCCCAGAUUUGAUUACCACGUUAUAUCCAUUAGUCAAUGAAGAUACUGUAUUUAUUCCACAAGGUUACUGUAACUACGUAGCACCGUGUUUCAGCUUCAGAAUCAACGGGAUUAUAAACGGCGGAAGACCCGACUACUAUUUGAGGUUGUCCAACUGUUGUGGCAAAAACGGAAUUCAUGGUAUUGAGAGCCAGGAGUACUGUAACUUGGAUCAGUUAUAUGUUUCGUCGCUGAACAGUUGCUACAUCGCUGACAUCCCAAAGCAGAUUCACUGUUAUCGACACACGAAAGGAGUCAAUAUUGAUUUAGAUUGGAAGAAGAAGGUGGAGUAUGACAUUGAAGUGGACUGUGAGGUAAGUAUAAUAUAAGAAUAAUAUGGGUUUAAAAGAUUUAAAUGCAGUCUUAGAUAUAUAAUGACAUGAGUUUUUACAGUUAUUGUUACGACUACUAUAAUUUUGUUUAGAUCAACGCGAUUGCUGGCUUCUUCACGGCUGAAAUCGGAUCCGAAACGCUGACAACCCUACCAAAAGACAAGCGAGACUUUACUGACACAAAAAAGUCAUGGUUUCCAGCCUAUUUCCCGCUGAGGAGCCCUAUAUACUGCCCAGCGGGUACUAAACUUGAAGUUGAGAUAACAAGGAAGACUAAUGAAAAGGGAAUGUGGUAUGAGUGGAGUACGAUUACGGUAAGUUUAUGACUGUGUCGUAACAAGAAAAUUUUUAAAAUGGUACAGUAGGGCUUUGGGAUACUGUUUAAUUUUAAAGGACCAGUCGGGGUAAAUCUUUUGUACUGUUUUUCUGCAACAAAUCAGGCAAUCAGGGAUUUGGCAAAUCGUUCAAAAAAUUAUUUUUUCGUUUUUAUUUUUCGAAGAACUUUUUGUUGUUAUCGGUCGUUUAUUGUCGAAUCUUUUAGUGA